Molecule: messenger RNA, 3471 nt
Organism: Gadus morhua (Atlantic cod)
Lineage: Eukaryota; Metazoa; Chordata; Actinopteri; Gadiformes; Gadidae
Product: NACHT, LRR and PYD domains-containing protein 12-like
Exons: 8
Coding region: 16-3438 (1140 amino acids)
Molecular function (GO): protein binding
Source: RefSeq, a predicted model, not a curated record
GUAAAGUUCUCCUUGAUGUUUGUUCUGUUCCAGAGGGCUGAAGAGAAUGCACACGCUUUUCUAGACAAGGAGCUGAAGAAGCUCUGGAGGGAUCUCUUCUCAGAUUACCCACAAUGCUCAGAGAGUCAGAGGGAGGACGAGGAGGAGGAUGGUAAGAUCGAGGAGCAGAGGAGGCGCGCCAUAGAGGGAGUGGUAGACAUCACAAAGCUCUGCCUGAUGGAGAUGAACCAGGAGGAACUGGCCGACAAGCUGGGGAGUGGAGCUGUUGCGGUCCAGUGGCAACAUGAACUCAAGGCUCAUCUGAAGAAGAAGUUCCACUUUGUGUUCGAGGGAAUCGCUAGAGCAGGAGAGCAGAGACCUCUGAAUGAGAUCUACACAGAGCUCUUCGUCACAGAGAGAGGUAGUGGAGAGGUCAACAAGGAACAUGAGGUCAGACUGAUUGAAAAGGAUUCCAGGAAGCAAGCCAAUGAGGAAACACCAAUCAGAUGUGAAGACAUCUUUAAACCUUUACCUGGACAAGAUAAACCAAUCAGAACAAUAAUGACAACCGGAGUGGCCGGCAUUGGUAAAACCGUCUUAACACACAAGUUCACUCUGGACUGGGUCGAAGGCAAAGCAAACCACGACCUUGACUUCACAUUUCUCCUCACUUUCAGAGAACUGAAUUUAUUGAAAGGGAAAGAGUUUAGCUUACUCGAACUUCUUCAUCAUUUUUCUGUUGAAACCAAAGAAUCAGGAAUCUACAGAUACGACCAUGACCAAGUGGUCUUCAUCUUGGAUGGUCUGGAUGAGUGUCGACUUCCUCUGGACUUCCAGAACAACCCGAUCUGGACUGAUGUCACAGAGCCGACCUCAGUGGACGUGCUGCUGACAAACAUCAUCAGGGGAGUCCUGCUUCCCUCUGCCCGCAUCUGGGUAACCACACGCCCUGCCGCAGCCAAUCAGAUCCCUGCUGAGUGUGUUGACAUGGUGACAGAGGUGAGAGGGUUCAACGACCCACAGAAGGAGGAGUACUUCAGGAAGAGAUUCAGAGAGGGGACACUGGCCACCACAAUCAUCUCUCACGUCAAGAAAUCUCGAAGCCUCCACAUCAUGUGUCACAUCCCAGUCUUCUGUUGGAUCACUGCAACAGUUCUGGAGGACUUCUUCAAUACAUCCAAGGGAGGAGAAGAGGUGCCCAAGACCGUGACUCAGAUGUACAGCCACUUCCUGAGGGUUCAGUCCAUACAGGGGGACAGGAAGUAUCAUGGGAGAGCUGAAACUGAUCCACACUGGAGUUCAGAGAGCAGGGAGAUCAUUGUUUCUCUGGGGAAACUGGCUUUUAACCAGCUGGAGAAAGGCCAGCUGAUCUUCUACGAGGCAGACUUGGCAGAGUGUGACAUCGAUAUCAGAGCAGCCUCAGUGUACUCAGGAGUGUUCACCCAGAUCUUUAAAGAGGAGUGUGGACUGCACCAGGACAGGAUUUUCUGCUUCGUCCAUCUGAGCAUCCAGGAGUUUCUGGCUGCCCUUUAUGUCUUUCUGUCCUACAUCAACACUGGUGUCAACCAGCUCUUAGAAGAACAUCCAACCUCCAGGGAAGCUGAACUCCUCCUCCUCUACCAGAGUGCUGUGGACAAGGCCUUACAGAGUGAGAAUGGGCACCUGGACUUGUUCCUCCGCUUCCUCCUGGGCCUCUCUCUAGAGACCAAUCAGAUGCUCCUACAAGGUCUGCUGGGACCAAGAGGAAGUAAAUUGCUGGGCAAUCUAACUAAAAAAGAUCCACUGGGACAGACAGGAAGGAGGUCACAAAUCAAUACCCAAAUAGUCCAUUACAUCAAGGAGAAGAUAGGUGGAGAUCUCUCUCAAGAGAGAAGCAUCAAUCUGUUCCACUGUCUGAAUGAGCUGAAUGACAGUUCUCUAGUGGAGGAGAUCCAACAGUACCUGACAUCAGGAAGUCUCUCCACUGCAUCUCUCUCCUCUGCUCAGUGGUCAGCUCUGGUCUUCAUCGUACUGACAUCAGAAGAGCAGCUGGACGUGUUUUACCUGAAGAAAUACUCUGCUUCUGACGAGGGUCUUCUGGGGCUGCUGCCACUGAUCAAAGCCUCCAAAACAUCUCUGCUGAAUUCCUGUGAUCUGUCAAAGGGAUGCUGUGAAGCUCUGGCCUCAGCUCUCAGCUCCAACUCCUCUAGUCUGAAACACCUGGACCUGAGUUCCAACGAUCUGCAGGAUUCAGGAGUGAAGCUGCUCUCUGCUGGACUGGGGAGUCCACACUGUCCACUGGAAACUCUCAGGCUUAAUGGCUGUGGUCUGUUAGAGGAAUGCUGUGAAGCUCUGGCCUCAGUUCUCAGCUCCAAAUCCUCUAGUCUGAGAGAGCUGGACCUGAGUACCAAUGAUCUGCAGGAUUCAGCAGUGAAGCUGCUCUCUGCUGGACUGGGGAGUCCACACUGUACACUGGAAACUCUCAGGCUGAAUGUCUGUCAGCUCUCAGAGAGAUGCUGUGAAGCUCUGGCCUCAGUUCUCAGCUCCAACUCUUCUCGUCUGAGAGAGCUGGACCUGAGUACCAAUGAUCUGCAGGAUUCAGGAGUGAAGCUGCUCUCUGCUGGACUGGGGAGUCCACACUGUACACUGGAAACUCUCAGGUUGUCUGGCUGCCAGGUCACACAGGAAGGCUGUGCUUAUCUGGCCUCCGCUCUGAGCUCCAACCCCUCCCAUCUGAGAGAGCUUGACCUGAGCUACAAUCACCCAGGAGACUCAGGAGCUGCGCUGCUCUCUGCUGGACUGGAGGAUCCACGCUGGAGACUGGACACUCUUAGUGUGGAGCACAGUGGAGUGUGGAGGCUGAAACCAGCUCUAAAGAAGUAUGCCUGUGAACUCACACUGGACCCAAACACAGCCCACAGACGACUCUCUCUGUCUGAGGACAGCAGGAAGGUGACGUGGGUUGAAGAGGACCAGUCGUAUCCGGAUCACCCAGAGAGGUUUGACGCCUGGGGGCAGGUGUUUUGUAGAGAGGGUCUGCCUGGCCGCUGCUACUGGGAGGUAGAGUGGGGAGGACAGGUUUAUAUAGGAGUGGCAUACAGAGGAAUGACAAGGAGAGGAGCGGGUACUGACAGCUGGCUGGGAUGGAACAACAAGUCCUGGUGUCUUGUUUGUCAUGACGACAAUGAUGGUGCUACCUACACUGCCUAUCACAACGGUAGUUCAACAUCCAUGCGUCUCCCCCCCCCUCGCUCUAACAGAGUAGGAGUGUAUCUGGACCGGCCUGCUGGCUCUCUGUCCUUCUACAGAGUGUCCCCAGGUGGAGGAGGGUCCUCAGACACACUGACACACAUCCACACCUUCCAGGCCUCCUUCACCCAGGAGGUCCUCCUCCCUGGGGUUGGGUUAGAAAAGAGUGGUUCCUCAGUGUCUCUGGGAGUGUCCAUUGUAGAUACACAAACACACACACAGACCCAUUGAAAAGCACACACAUGUAGACAGUCAUAAACACAC